AUGAUGGUCUUUCGAAUUUGUUUCUUGCUCGCCUUGAGCAGCUCAUCCUUACUGUGUCAAGGCACAGAUUGUGCGGCUACUUCUUUCCAGUCAGUUCGCCGAGACUACCACGAUGACCAAAUGUGCGAUCGCGGUACCUUCAACAAGUUCAAGGAAAGUUUAAACCGCAAUUUUCAGUACCUUCAACUCAAGCAACUUGGGAACGCCUUGGUUCCCGACCAGAAGACAGUUGUUUGCCCUAGCCACGUGCACAAUCUUCACAACGAGAACGACAUCAUCGGCUUUGAUUCCGUCUGGAUAGUGGAAAACACCGCCUCGUCCCCAAUUGUGCUGAGCUUCGUGCACGGCGAUGGCCGAGAAAGCUCAGCACUUAACCCCAAGAUCAGUCCAGCGCAAGUAGACCCCCGCGCAGUCGUCAUGCCGGGGGACUACCGCGCUGUCAAUACAUUUGAGGGUCACGUUUUUCAUGCCCGCGAAAUGCUUCCAGAUGGUGGUGCCGGUAGAGUGUUGUUGCAACAUCGUGUGGGGUAUAUCCCUAUAGGAUUGAAUCAAUCAAACGCGGCGUGCUCCGGCCAAGAUCUAGAACCCGUGAUCACCGACGCAUUAACCGAUGAGACCAGAAUAGCUCCUGAAUAUGCCCGAACACCUCCUAAGCCUUUCCUUGACUGCAACGCCCUCCAUGUCGGUUUCCGGAACAAGGUAGGUUGUCCGGUGCACGGCUUUUUCGUAGAAGCCACAGAAAAUGACGACUGUCAUGAAAAUUUUAAGUUUCAUUUGGGAGUCAAUCCGAUGACGGAUGAUUUCAUGUGGAGCUGGGAUUCUCCUACCAAGUUUGAAACUUCUUACAUUGGACACACGUUUGCCUUUCGCCUCGCCGAUCGUCCUGGUGUUCUGGUCGACAAGGUGACGCUCGGACCCACACAAAUUUCCGAUUGUCCGGGCCUGGCCCAAAGCUUCGCCAUCCCAAUUGGAGCAGAUGGUCAGCUCCUGCCAGUUGCUCGCAUGCUUUGGGAUGCCAGCCAUAAGACCUCUGUCUACCACGUGAACAAUCCUGGGCUUUACCGCCACUCUAACUCCACAGCGAGUUCUGUACUCGUCAACACGAACGCAUCGCUACCCUCGGCUGCUCGGUGCGCCGGUGCCAGCUCGGUUGCGAGGGAACGUAGUCCUCUAUUCACGCUCACAAUCUAG
Messenger RNA from Phaeodactylum tricornutum CCAP 1055/1, 1191 nucleotides. RefSeq lists its product with no specific name. Bases 1 to 1191 code for a protein of 396 amino acids. The transcript has a single exon. The record is from RefSeq and is a predicted model, not a curated record. NCBI's taxonomy places the organism in Eukaryota, Bacillariophyta, Bacillariophyceae, Surirellales, Neidiaceae.